AUGGCCGACGCGACACACGAGGCUGAGGGCGCCGGCCCAGACGCCAAGCCCGCGCGCGACCUCAUCAAGCGCGGCGUCAAGCGUCCCAACAAGCUCGGCACGCUGACCUUCGUCGGCCUCCGCGCCCUCGACAUCUACUGGCUCGUGUCGCUGUCCAACGAGGAGUUCCCCGCCCUCAGCGCCGCCGUGCCCGUCAGCGCCUACAACUCGCUCGUCAACUCGCUCAAUGCGCUCCUCUUCCUCGCCUCGACGACGAGCGUCCUCGCCGGCCGCGACACCGUCGACCGCCUGCCGCUGCCCGUCCUCGUCGGCGCCGCCCUCUUCGCCGUCGGCAUGGCCCUCGAGACCGUGUCCGAGCACCAGCGCAAGGUCUUCAAGGACCGCCCCGCCAACGAGGGCAAGGUCAUGAAGACGGGCCUCUGGCGCCUCGCGCGCCACAUCAACUAUGGCGGCUACGCCCUCUGGCGCGCCGGCUACUGCAUGGCCGCGUCGGGCUGGGUCGGCGGCCUCGCCAUGGGCCUGCUGCAGUCGUACGACUUUGUGGGCCGCGCCGUGCCGGUGCUCGAUCGGUACUGCAGCGGGCGCUACGGGGCGCAGUGGGCGCAGUUCAAGAGGGAGGUGCCCUACGUGAUUCUGCCGGGCAUCUACUGA
Messenger RNA from Verticillium alfalfae VaMs.102, 651 nucleotides. RefSeq lists its product as hypothetical. The coding region runs from base 1 to 651 and encodes 216 amino acids. The transcript has 2 exons. Gene Ontology annotation, cellular component: membrane. The record is from RefSeq and is a predicted model, not a curated record. NCBI's taxonomy places the organism in Eukaryota, Fungi, Ascomycota, Sordariomycetes, Glomerellales, Plectosphaerellaceae.